Molecule: messenger RNA, 2139 nt
Organism: Ficedula albicollis (Collared flycatcher)
Lineage: Eukaryota; Metazoa; Chordata; Aves; Passeriformes; Muscicapidae
Product: protein ecdysoneless homolog
Exons: 13
Cellular component (GO): nucleus
Source: RefSeq, a predicted model, not a curated record
GCCGAGGGGCGACCCUGCAGCUUCACAGUGUACAGCAAGGGUCAGCUCAGAAGGGCCCCCAGUCAGACAUCUGGUGCCACGUCCCUGCUGCACCAGGGUCAUCCCAGAGCACACGACACGAGAUUUUGUCAGCAGGGUCUGGAAUAUCCCCAGGGAGGGAGACUCCGCACCUUGUGGACAAUCUGGUUUUGUGCAUGGGGUUGCUGAGACGCCUCUCUUCUCUGUGCUCCGUCCAGGCGAGACCCCGGCGCACAUCGGCGGCACCACACUGUUCGGGGAUAACGUGGAGGAUGAGUGGUUCAUUGUGUACCUGGUCCGGGAGAUCACCAGGGAGUUCCCGGGGCUGGCAGCCAGGAUUGAUGACAACGAUGGAGAGUUUCUCUUGAUAGAAGCAGCUGAUUUUCUCCCAAAGUGGCUGAAUCCUGAGAAUAGUGAAAACAGGGUGUUCUUUUACAAAGGAGAGCUGCACAUCAUCCCGCUGUCGGAGACCUCGGAGCAGGGCUGGGACCUCUCUGCUCCCUGUCCCACCAUCCCACAGGCGCUGGCACUGUUAUCCACCCGCUCCGAGGAGUUCCUGGCUGCAGAGCCCAUCAGAGCUGCGGUGUACAAACGCAUCGAUGGGUAUCCCGAGAAGAUCCAGGCCUCGCUGCACCGAGCCCACUGCUACCUCCCCGCUGGAAUCGUGGCCGUGCUGAGGCAGCGCCCGUCCCUGGUGGCUGCGGCUGUCCAGGCCUUCUACCUGCGGGAUCCGGGUGAUUUACGGGCCUGUCGUCGCCCUUUCAGAACCUUCCCUGCCGAGCAGCGUGUGAUGACCCUGGUGACUUUCACUCGGUGUUUAUAUGCACAACUGGUGCAGCAGAAGUUUGUUCCAGACAGACGCAGUGGAUACACCCUGCCCGCCCCAUCUCAUCCUCAGUACAGAGCCUAUGAGCUGGGCAUGAAACUGGCUCAUGGCUUUGAAAUUCUGUGUUCCAAGAGCAGUAAAGUAGCUCCUGAUGCCAAGAGAAAUGUGUUAAAUGGUCCUCUGUGGGAGAGAUUCCUCAGGAGCUUGAAGGAAAAAGAUUAUUUCAAGGGAGAAAUGGAAGGAUCUGCAAAGUACCUGGAACUGUUGCACAUGGCAGAAGAUCACUUCCAGCAGUCUGUUGAUGUGCCAGAAAGCUCUGUUGAAGUGAACCCAGGUGAUGAAAUCCUGACACUACUACAGACAAUAUCCAUUGAUUUGAAGGAAUUUGAGAGAGAAGCAGCUUGUCUUCCUCCAGAGGAUGAUGACAGCUGGCUGGAUAUUACACCAGAUGCUCUGGAUCAGAUGCUGAAGGAGGCAAGAAGUGAGUCCCUUCCUUCCACAAAUGAGGAAGAGCAAAAAUAUGACUUGGAAACAGUUGCUGAGAGCAUGAAGGCCUUUGUGUCCAAAGUGUCCACGCACGAAGGAGCAGAAAUGCCAUGGUCAUCUGAUGAAUCCCAUGUUACCUUUGACGUGGAUUCUUUUACAAGAGCACUGGACAGAAUUUUAGGAGCAGACUGGGAGGAGCUGGAUUCUGAUGAUCUGGAUGAAGAGGAGGAGCUGGAUUUCUCAGAUGGGGAUGAUGAAGAUCUGGAUGCUGGAAAUCCAAGGCAGGAGCAGAAGGUGUCUCCUGAGGAGCUCAUGGGCAGUCUCAAGUCGUACAUGAAGGAGAUGGACCGUGAGCUGGCACAGACCAACGUUGGGAAAAGUUUCACCACCCAAAAGAGAGGGGCAGGUUCUGUUGGAGCAGCCACAUCUGAGAGCGCUGGCCCCGAUCCUGGAGCUGAGGAUGCUGAGCUGGCACCCGUGGAUGUGGACAUGAACCUGGUGGCAAACCUGCUGGAGUCCUACAGUGCCCAGGCUGGCCUGGCAGGACCCACCUCGAACAUUUUACAGAGCAUGGGGCUGACUUUACCUGAGAACACAGAUCUCACUGGCCCCAGCAGCCGAGCAGAGCAGUGAGAGACUCUGGACAAGACGCGGCUGGUGGGGAACGAGGCACAGGCAGACGAGCAGGAUGUGGAACAAGAGGCCAAAGGUUUUAAUUCUGAGUGUUCUGUUCAUUAGUGUCACUUCAGCAAAGUGAAUUUACCUGCAAAAGCCUUCUGGUUGGACACUGUCUGGGAUGGAAAGGAGAA